This is a messenger RNA of Phyllopteryx taeniolatus (common seadragon), 3056 nucleotides long. RefSeq names its product DEAD (Asp-Glu-Ala-Asp) box polypeptide 20 (gene ddx20). Gene Ontology annotation, cellular component: SMN complex. The record is from RefSeq and is a predicted model, not a curated record. Gene Ontology annotation, biological process: spliceosomal snRNP assembly. Lineage: Eukaryota; Metazoa; Chordata; Actinopteri; Syngnathiformes; Syngnathidae. The transcript is spliced from 11 exons. Gene Ontology annotation, molecular function: ATP binding; RNA helicase activity; RNA binding. Bases 37 to 2376 code for a protein of 779 amino acids.
CUCUCUUUGACCACUAGUUACCGGCUGGCAAGAAACAUGGCGGCCUCCAUCAGGAAAGCAGCCCACGAUAUAGAAAGGCGAAACAGGACGGACGAUGUCAUUUUGACGGAGGGAAUCGACUUCAGGUCGCUGUUACUGUCUGAGGUCGUGUUGGACGGACUGUCAGCGGCUGGUUUUCAAAAACCAUCCCCGAUUCAGCUGAAGGCGAUCCCGCUCGGCCGCUGCGGACUCGAUUUGAUUGUUCAGGCCAAAUCUGGCACAGGAAAGACAUGCGUGUUCUGCACAAUUGCUUUGGAUUCUCUGAUCCUGGAAAAUUCUGCCACACAGGUCCUCGUGCUGGCUCCUACGCGAGAGAUAGCCGUGCAGAUCCACUCCGUCGUGAUGGCAAUUGGCUGUGCCAUGGAGGGCUUGCAGUGCCACGUGUUCAUCGGGGGGCGGCCUGUUAGUCAGGACAAACUCCACCUGAAGAAAUGCCACGUAGCUGUGGGCUCACCUGGUCGAAUCAAGCAGCUCAUUGACCUUGGCAUGUUGUCGACUGCCAGCAUUCGUCUCUUUGUUCUGGAUGAGGCUGACAAGCUGCUGGAGGAGGGCAGCUUCCAGGAACAGAUAAACUGGAUCUACUCCUCUCUGCCUGUGAACAAACAGAUGCUGGCACUCUCUGCGACCUACCCAGAAUCUCUUGCUCAGCACCUUACCCGCUACAUGAGAGAUCCCACUUUUGUCAGACUCAACCCCAAGGACAUGGAACUCAAAGGCCUGAGGCAGUAUUACAAGCUGGUGCAGUCCCAUCCGUUACCUCAUAAGGUCUUCGAGGAGAAGGUGCAGCACUUGCUUGAGCUCUUCGGCAAAAUACCCUUCAACCAAGCCCUUGUAUUCUCGAACCUGCACACAAGGGCUCAGCAUCUGGCAGACAUCUUGUCCUCUAAAGGCCUACCCGCUGUUUGUAUCUCAGGCAGUCUGAGUCAGGAACAGAGACUUGAGGCCAUGUCCAAAUUGAAGCAGUAUCAGUGCAGAGUGCUAAUCUCCACUGACCUGACCUCCAGAGGCAUAGACGCAGAGAAGGUCAACCUGGUGAUAAAUCUGGACGUGCCGCAGGACUGGGAAACGUACAUGCACCGAAUCGGACGAGCCGGGCGCUUCGGCACUCAGGGGCUGGCUGUGACCUACUGUUGCCACGGUGAAGAGGAGAACAAGAUGAUGGCCAUUGCUCAAAAGUGCGGCCUGAGUUUGUCAGCGUUGCCAUCCACCAUUGAUGCUGGGCUGAUGGCUGAGCAGUGUGACUGGGAUGUCUGCGCUCAGGCUUCAACUGUGGGCCUCCGAGCCCGGGCGUUCUCCACGAAUGAGAAAAAGAAGGCGGCGCGGUCCAAAGUGUCCUCGCCUGCUGUUUCCGCCAACAUCACGGAGGAGGCCGGGGAGCCAAAUAGGAGCCGCACAGAAGCCUGUGUCGGAGCUGAAGGCCUGUCUGGAAAAGAAUAUCCUGCAGAGAAAAUGCUGUUGCAGAACCCCUCAAAAGUGGCACCCACUCGUAAAGAGUUGCAAGACGCGCUGCCCAAGAUCCCUCCGCUUACCUCGUUUAAGAGCCGCGCGUCUGCGUUUAUGACCUUCGAGGAGGCUGAGCGGGACUUCCAAGUGUUCAUUAUGACAGGGCUGGGUAGAUCAGUGGAGAUCAUCAGGGAGUUCAGCGGCCAGGGAGACGGUGGUGAUCAUAACGGGCACAGAGAGUUUGCCACGCUUGAGGACGACGGAGGUGAGAUCUGUCAAGGAUGGAAGUUGGAGCGGAGCCCUGCAAAAGUGACUUCUGGUUCUUCACUCUCUGAAGAUGACAUGGAGGAGAACCCUGAGCCAAAGUACAAUAUGACUGCUGGCAGUGAGAGCACUGCAGUCACGCACACUCAGACAGACGCGAGCCCUAAAUGUGCCGUAGCACAAGCGAAGACUGAGUCAUUUACACCAGACGCUCCUGGAACAUUCCCGACAACAAACGCAACAGGCAGCAGAACUUCACCCCUGACUGACAAUUUUAAAUCAGUGCUCUGUACGAAAGCGGACAUGCAAACUAAACUGGUGUCUUCAGCCAAAACGAGUAGAAAGGAUUUAGUAAAGAAGAAAGGUCGGCUGGAAAAAUGGAGCAGCAGGAAGCCAGAGACAAUGCGGACAGAGCAAAAAUGGGAAAGGGAUGAUGACAAGUAUGACAUAGAAGAAGACUCCAGUGCUGAGAGUUACUGGACAGAGUGCUCCAGAGCCUGGAAUGCUUACUACGCCUCGAUGUCUCCUUUUGGGGAACAAAGUUACCGAGGCUACUACAGUGCCGCUCACAACUGGAUGGCAGCGUACCGCAUGAACACAGUUUACAUGGAGGAACUGCUCAAACACUGAUUUGAUGUGCCUAAAUACCAGUAGGCGGGGUCAAUGUCGCUCUGAGGUGCCUUUCGUGUCCUCAUCAGAAUUUGUGUAAUUAUCAUGAAAACGGAGCAGAAUAACAAAAGUGAGAUCUUAUGAAUAGAAAAACAUUUCCAAACGUACCAGUACGAUACAAGUGUUGCUUUCGCUUUUCAAUUGGAUGGACAUGGUUUUGGAACGUUGCACAUACUGUUAUACGUUUUUCUUUUCGAACAACUUUUGAUCAUGUAUAUACUAUAUUUAACAUUUUGCAUGUGUCCCUGAAAUCGCUGUCAUUAUGGUAAGAAACCCUCCUGAUGUUUUCAGGAACAUUGCGACCAGCAUUUUGUCCUCCUCCAAUUCAGGCUGAAACAGUGACUCAUUGCAGAGUAAAUAAUGACACUUAUGUUUCAUGAUGUCUAUCAUGUUAUGAGUGUAGUUGGAUGUUGUCAACCUUAACAUGUCCAUUCUGUCAGUAAAAUUUCAAUUGAUAUAAAAAGCUUGCAGAAAUAUGAAACAUAUUUGGUAGAUAGUACAAAUACAGCUUGCUAACUGUUGCUAAAUAAAGGUCCAUCAUGUGCUCAUUAUUAGAAAAACUGUCCAUCCUGUCAUUGUCCACCCUGUUGGUAAGUGCACAUUUUGCUGCUUACAUUUAGGCUUUUUUAAAAAAAAAAAAA